Verticillium alfalfae VaMs.102 is the source of this 1029-nucleotide messenger RNA. RefSeq lists its product with no specific name. Lineage: Eukaryota; Fungi; Ascomycota; Sordariomycetes; Glomerellales; Plectosphaerellaceae. The coding region runs from base 1 to 1029 and encodes 342 amino acids. The record is from RefSeq and is a predicted model, not a curated record. The transcript is spliced from 2 exons.
AUGGACGCCGAUCCACAGACGCAGUCCGCCUUCAUCACGACCUUGCCAAGAGAAGUGCGCGAUGCCAUCUAUCUCGAGCUGUGGCGCACCAGUGGCCUGCGCCAGCACAUCCUGUUCCAUAGCUACGAGAGCGACUGGAAUGCGAGACACUUUUGUCGCUGGGCGUGCACGACCGACUUUUGUGUUGAGAGUCCGCUGCAGCAGGACAUCGAGCAACUAAGGCGUGACCUUGAUGUCCCCCUCGGUGAGGAUAUCGAGAAGAAUCGAGACCCGAGAGCCACUCUCUAUGGCCGACGGAUGCAAAGCCCCUGGCUCAACCAUUGGGCCUGCGGCGAGCGGGCCGAAAAGGCACAUGGGUUCGACGCCAUCAUGGGGUUCCUCACCUCCCGCUUUUGCUGGAAAGGAAAGACGGUGCCCGGUGUCGAGCCCGAGGCCGCCCCAAACGUCUACAUGCCCAUGCUACUAUCGUGCAAAGCCAUCUCUGCCGAAUGCCUCAAGUCGAUCUACGAGUCCACGACAUUCGUCUUCACCGACAUGAAAACGGUCCAGAUGUGGUUUGGCUACUGCGCCUUGCCACCGUUCAUGCAAGCCUGGCCGAAGCGCGGUAUCACGCCGCCUGCGUUCUACAAAUACGCUAGAAGCUUCGAGCUCUCACUGUUUCCCACGUUUCCUCUCGACCUGCUCUGCGCGACCAAGGAUCUCCCCGGGUUGCCAACGCGGCACGCUGUCUACGACUUUCACUGGCUGCGCUUGGACCGAUUUGCCCAUCUGACCAACGUCAACAUAUGGAUCGAGUCUCGGUCGCUGAUGCCUCUGUCCGAGGACAAUCUUAACUUCUCGGGAAUCAAGCGCUUCUCUCGCGAGGCGCUGCACGAAGCUCUGGCUUGCUUUUCGAGUGUUCCUUCGGUCACCAUCAGCACUGUCCUGGGUUCGGGCAUCGGCCCAGAUGAUGACGGCCGCGUCGAGACAUUGCUCCGCCUGGGUCGCCUUGUUCAAGCGCGCCUUGGAGAUCGAUUCACUCGUAUCUGA